Messenger RNA from Chaetomium fimeti, 2289 nucleotides. RefSeq lists its product as uncharacterized. Lineage: Eukaryota; Fungi; Ascomycota; Sordariomycetes; Sordariales; Chaetomiaceae. Bases 1 to 2289 code for a protein of 762 amino acids. The transcript has 4 exons. The record is from RefSeq and is a predicted model, not a curated record. Gene Ontology annotation, molecular function: protein binding.
AUGGCCGCCAACGCUGAAGACCUCUUCAUCCGACCCCUCAGGGACGUGGUCGCGGCCGGGAAUGUCGCUGCCACGAACGCCCCUCAGCAGAGCCCCGGGUCCGCCGACCAUGUCGAUCCCAUGUCAAGGGCCGCACAGGCCCUCAUUCGGGAAGGAGAGCGGGCGCUGAACAAGGUGCAGCUAGUUUGGCGUGACCAGGUUAGCAGGUAUGGCGAUGCCUUCCGCGACCUCAUGGUGCAGCAAGCCUCCAUCGAGAAGAGGCGGCUGCAGCUCGAGGAUCUCCUCUGGGACUUCGACGACUUUACGCACCCGGAUGAGUUUGAUCAAGCAAAAUAUGCAGCCCUACAGGCCGCCACCAAAGCCUUUGCUCUUGACGUUGUCGAAACGGCAAAACGGUUAAAGCUCGAGACAACAACGCCGGCGAUCCCACCUGGGGGGUUCCCUCCCUUGCCUCCCCUCCCAAGUCGGCCGGAGGGACGGUCUGGCCAUAGUUCUCGCCCGUCUUCUACCCGUUCUAUCCGCCCACGAGCCCAGUCCAGAGCGGGAGCCGCCCAGGACGAGGGCAAUAACCAUGUCCAUUACGAGAGCAGCGAGCCCAUGCCCCACGGCCCCCGGCUAGGCACGCGGUCGUCCUCCGGCUCGGUGUAUCGGCGAGACAGCGUGGAAGCAGAUGUGCGAACUGCAACAACAAACCGGCAUGCUCGGAGCCAAUCCGCUGCCGCACAUGGGCCAUAUCAGCCCCAGGACGCGUUCACACCUCCCGCUUCACCUGGCAUUGGCCCGGUAGGGUCACAUCCCCAUGACCUCGCCCUCAAUACCUCGGUGCGGCCGAGGACAUUCGACUCGGCCCCCAGCCCAAGCACCACCACUCACACCCGGACCUCGGUCAUGUCAAAUACCAGCUCAUCUUCGUCCGCCCUACUCGGGAGUCUGGACUCCCUCGUCAUUGCUGAGGAUUCCAGUGAGCAGGGCUGGCCGGCUUCCCGCGAGUCGGCAAUCACCAUGACCAACACUCGCUCGUCGGAAAACAGCAGCGUAGAGGAGCCAGGUUUGAUCGGACUAGAUGCGUUGCUCAAGGAAUCAGGCUUCAAUAGCGAACGCCGCAAAUCGAGGCCGGCGAGCCCUCGCAUCCCAGAUUGCGACAUACGCCAAGACAGCACAUAUUACAAACUGAGGGGGCUCUGUAAGGGCGCAACCAAGUUCAGAAAGGACGGUAACUGGGACAGUAUCAAGCUCAUCAACGAGGAUGAGUACGGUGCCGGGGCGACCGGGGCCGGAGAUAUGAUGCGCGCGUCUGACGGGAUCACAGUCCCGUUCCAGUACGAAACAGCCAAGGUUGGAGCAUGCGGAGACUGCGGGUAUGCCCAUGAUCUCGAUGAGGUGGAGCUUGACAUGACCGGUAAUGCCGAAGCGGUUCGAUCUUCUGAAUCCGGCGCCCGUUACCGACUCCGGCUCCUCUUCAAAUCCCACCUCCGACAGGGCAACAGCACAGAAACGUUGUACGCCUGUUUGUGGUGUGUCCAAGCAGGCACCACGACCAGGGAGGGGGACGCAACUGUAUUCCGGUCGGCGAAAGAUCUCCUGCGUCACCUCACGCGCCACCCGCAACCACUCCCCAUAAUAUCCGGCAUCUUCACAUGUUACGGACCGCUUCCGAACUCGGUCCCGCAAGAUUUCGACCUGCACCUACCUGAGACCCCGGCCCCCGUGCCCAUGCCGGAGAACGUGGCGAGGCUGGCGACGGCAGUGGCGGUAAAGGACCACUACCGCCGCCCCGGGCGCGGGAAGCUCGACAAACCGCCCAAGUAUGACGCGGACAUGCUCGAGUUUAUGGAGGGCGCGCGCAUUGUAGGGAUCAUCUUUCCGGAGAAAUGGGGAGGAAAAUACUGUCUAGGGCGCCAUGACGGCGAGUUCGGGGCGUUCCCGGCGAAGGUCAUCGAGCUCCGAGAGCCCCAGGAGACGGAGAUUCCGAUCGGCGGAGAGAACGGGAUGAGUGCGACGGCGAGGUGGAAGUGGCAGCCGCCAGCUACAGCGGGGUCGCCGUGGCUUUCGUUUGGGAAGGGAGAGGUGAUUACAAACGUGCAAUGCCUCUACGCGGACUAUUGGUGUUGGUCUGGCACGAACAGCAAGGGGAAGACAGGCGUUUUUCCACAGUCAUAUAUCGACCUGCAAACUCUCCGCGGGCAGGAGCCUAAGCCAGAGAAGAAGAGCAGGGGGCGCAGUUUCUUCGGAUCUCGGUCUAAGGGGGAGUCAUCGUCAAAAGCUCAUAGAAACUCGGUUGCGUCGUAG